Messenger RNA from Fukomys damarensis (Damara mole-rat), 564 nucleotides. Its product is annotated as ferritin heavy chain-like. Gene Ontology annotation, cellular component: cytoplasm. The record is from RefSeq and is a predicted model, not a curated record. Gene Ontology annotation, molecular function: ferric iron binding; ferrous iron binding. Gene Ontology annotation, biological process: iron ion transport; intracellular iron ion homeostasis. The transcript has a single exon. NCBI's taxonomy places the organism in Eukaryota, Metazoa, Chordata, Mammalia, Rodentia, Bathyergidae. Bases 1 to 564 code for a protein of 187 amino acids.
AUGGCUGCCGCAGCCCCGGAACCACUGGUGCUUCGCCAGAACUACAGCUCUGACACUGACGAGGCCGUCAGUGUCCGCAUCCGCCUGCAGCUCUACGCCUACUACGUCUAUCUCUCAUUGGCCGCCUACUUCGACCGCCCUGAAGUGGGCCUGAAGCACUUCACGAGCUUCUUCCUGCGCCGGUCUCACCAUUGGAUGAAGUGCGCUAAAAAGCUCAUGUGGAUGCUGAACAAGCGAGGUGGGUGCACCAUCUUUGACACCAUCUUGAAGCCUCACAGGGACGACUGGAGCGAUGGCGCCCAGGCCAUGGAGCACGCCUUCCGUGUGGAGAGGACUGUAACCAAGAGUCUCCUGGACCUUUAUGAGUUUGCGACUAAGAAGAAAGAUUCCAAUCUAUGCGACUUCCUGCAAUGCUACUAUCUGCGCUCCCAGGUCCGGGUCCUCAGGGAGAUCGCCGGGUAUUUGACCAACCUGCGCAAGAUAGGGACCCUGGGGGAAGACCAGGCCCAGGCCCUCUUUGACAAGCUCACUCUGGAGAGAGGUGACGAUAAAGACUGGGUAUAG